Molecule: messenger RNA, 3672 nt
Organism: Venturia canescens
Lineage: Eukaryota; Metazoa; Arthropoda; Insecta; Hymenoptera; Ichneumonidae
Product: diacylglycerol lipase-beta-like
Exons: 15
Coding region: 242-2722 (826 amino acids)
Biological process (GO): neurogenesis; diacylglycerol catabolic process; arachidonate metabolic process
Cellular component (GO): plasma membrane; cytoplasm
Molecular function (GO): triacylglycerol lipase activity
Source: RefSeq, a predicted model, not a curated record
UGUGGUCAACCUUCUUCGAAGCCUAUUUGUUGCGUGUAUACUUCACUCCACCUGAGAUCGUGACACUCCCAUCGGCUCUUCGUUAUCCCUCAAAUAGAAGAAAAUCAAAAUGAGCGAUUCGCCUUUUCGAUAAACGCGCACCAACGACCACUGACGAUCAAACAUCUUUUUCACACUUUUUCCAACCUUUUUUUAUUCGCAACCCCGCUUGUACGCGAGAAAAUGAAAUCGAAGUUAAAUCAUGAAAAGUGACCAAAUCUCGACCUCCCCGACACGAAGAUUUACAAUUCAUCGAAUACCGAGCUAUGCGCCAAACGUGGAGCAGUGUCGAGGCGAGGAGGAGAGAGGAAGAGAGAACGGAAGGCCCCAGGCCUUGGGUACAACAAAUUCCCCCCGAGCUCUAGGCACUUCUAGUUUCCAUCAGCAAACCUCAACUCAUUUUCUUGUUGCUCCACACUCGAUGAACGCGGUUCCGAGUCUCGCUUCCAAUGGCAAAUUUAACAUCGAACGAUCCAUACACGUCGGGCCCGUCGUUGUCUGUUUAUUUGGCCACCGGUCGAUCGUGCUCACUAGCGUGGCACAGAAAAACCGGUGUAAUUGGAAGGCACGACCCUUUCGCCGUGUGGCUGGAACUGUGAUUAUAACAGUUGGAUUCCACGGAAUAGGAGAUAAGUGGAUUUUGAGGAACAACCAAUUUGCGAGAAAAAUGCCAGCGCUUCAACUGUUCGGAAGGAAAUGGCUAGCAGCCUCCGACGAUCUAGUCUACCCAGGCCUCUUCGAGAUUUUCAUAAGAGUUCUCUGGCUCGUUCUUGUGGGGAUUUCAUGCUUGAGGUUCUACGACGAGACGUGGAAAUGUCGGACAGGAGGCGAACUCGUGAGGGUGUUCCUCGCCGGUGAAAUGGUUAUCCUUGGCGUUGUGACCAUUCUUGUAUUCGUCAUCGUAAAUCACAGUGCGAGAGGAUCGAUUACCGAUACCCACGCGAGAAGAUUCGUUCAACCGCUUCUAACUAUCAAAAUAUUGCUGCUCCUGCCGGAAAUAGUAUGGAACAUUCUCGGAACAUUGUGGGUAUUAAGCGAUCACGUGGAUUGCAAAAACGAGAAUUACACGCUGACGGUGGUGGAGGCACUGGUAUUUUUCGACUGGGUAUUAAUCGGCCUCGCUAUUCUGGGUCUCGCGCUUGUGUUCGACCCCCUCGGUUCCCUCGGCUUGCCGGACAAAGUGCUCGAGGACUCGAUCGAGCACGGCAAGGUUUCGAGAAUUUGGUUGAGAAGAUUCAAGUUUUUGUGGUGGAUGAGACGAGACGAGAGCGCUAACGAUACGUUCCAACAUGUUGCUGGACUACUGAGCGCCCUAUUCCGAGGCACGGACUUGGUACCCUCGGACGUGAUGGCCGGCUGCGUUUUACUCCGAGUUCGUCAGAAGCGCGAAACGCUUGAGCUAAGGCGCCUCAACAUAUUGAAGCGUCCUGAAUACACGAUCGACAGCGCAAACAUUUUUGCCGGUGCCCCGAAUUGGAUGUCGCUGGAACGCGCCCACCAUUACUUGAAGUUAGCUAUAGCAUCGUACGGAUGGUUGUACGUCGUCUACCAGCACGCCUGUACCGGAUGCUUCAGACUCGCUAGAGGGAUGACGUGCUGCGCCUGUUUCAGGAGAGAGCGCACCAACGUUUUGGACGACAAUUGCUGUCUUUGCAGCAUGGCCGGGGUCAAAUAUCUCUCGAAACUUCCCGAGGAAAACAUACUCUUUGCCUCCUUCAGGAAUCACCUGUGCGAAAUACCAUUUUGUGUGAUAGCCGACCACAAGACCUCGUCGAUCGUUAUCGCGAUCAGAGGAUCGCUCUCAGUGCGGGAUUUGAUAACGGACAUAGCAGCCGCUUCCGAGUCUUUCCACCCGGAGGGUCUUCCUCCGGAUAGCAUGGCUCACAAGGGUAUGAUCGUCGGUGCAAAAGUCCUCCUCAAACAGUUGGAGCAAUACAAAAUACUGGAAAACGCGUUUGCUACGUACCCUCACUACAGUUUGGUUUUGACAGGACAUAGCUUGGGUGCCGGACUGGCCGUGCUACUGGCGCUGCUUAUCAGGCCUCGUUACCCCCACCUGAAGGUUUAUGCUUUCUCAACGCCAGCUGGUUUACUCAGCAGAGAAGCUGCCAGGGUGACGGAGGAGUUUGUGCUGACCGUAGGACUGGGCGAUGACUUGGUCAUGAGGCUCAGUGUCGACAGCAUCGAGAACUUCCGAACGUCGCUUCUCAUAACCCUGCAAGCUUGUCGUUUACCAAAAUACAGAGUCGUUUUGAAUGGAUUUGGUUACAUACUGUUCGGCGUACCUGAUCGAGACCUCAACAGAACGUGGAGGAAUGGUAAUACCAUCAACUCCAUACCUGGCCAAUUACCUUUGCUCUCCGAAUUACCAACGACGCGUCAAGCGGAAACAAUGGUAUUCGAACGAGACGUGACCAGAAGACGUUACUCCAAGGUCAGAUUGUACAAUGCCGGUCGAAUACUCCAUCUGGCUCGAUGUAAACCGUCACAGCCGGACAAAAGCAAAAAAGUGAGCAAAAAAGAGAGACAGUACGAAAUGCGAUGGGCCGAAGCGGAAGACUUCAUGGAACUUUCUGUUAUGCCACGAAUGCUGCUCGACCAUUUGCCAGAAAAUUUGGAAUUCGCUUUAGCAACGUUGCUACGACAGCAGGAAGAACUUCCGGUUUAUAUAGAUUCCUCGUAACCCAAAGAAUCAAAGCUCCGAUUGGAAAAUACAAAGAAAUACGUGCGCGCGAAGGUGACACUUUGUUGAUACCCAUUGGGGCAAACGUACUCUGUAAUCUCUCUUCUUAAUCUUAAGGUAAUCUGCAUUUACGCGACAGUGUCACUACCUUGAGCAAGCAUGCAUUUUUAUCUGCUGCUGUUACCACGCACGGUUUAUUAUUUAUGCAAAAAAAAUACUUAAAUUAUGUUCAUUAUUAUUAGUGAGCGAAGAAAGUACGAAUAAAGUUUUCUACGUUUUUUUUUAUAGCAGCUUUCAAUUUUUCGGCACUUUCAUAACGACACGACGAAGAUCAUGUUUUGUUACCGAACGUGCUGUUUCGAUGGAAAUAUUAUUGCGAACGAAUUCGCGCACUUGCUGAAUUCAAUUCAAUACUUUUCAUAAACGUGCGGUGCGACAUCGAUUUUUUCAUUUAGUUUUAGGGAUGAGAUUAAACAGAUUUAAAAAUGUAAAAAAAGCUCAAUCUCCGGCACGCAAUAUAAUUGGUCGCCAAAGACGAAACAAAAAAUUCAGUAAAAGGAUUUAAACACUUAAACUUUGCCGUACAUAAUUAUUGAGAAUAAAAAAAGAAUGUAAACUAUGAGGAUACGAGCAGAUAUCUGAAAAUACGUUUGCCGUAAAACCCGCUGCUCGUAGGAACACUCGCGUGCUUUAUCGCACGAGUGCUGGAUGUAUGCAACUUUUCGAAAUGUGCGUUUUUUCUCCCGCUUUUGUACUCGUAACGUACAGGAGAAUAUUUUCUUAGUAAAUCAAACUGACAAUGUUAUAUGUCUUAUGUAUUUUUUUUACUCCUGACUGCCCGAGAACAAAAAGACGGGAACCAUGCGUAUUAUUGUACAUAAAGUUCAUAGCACAAACCUGUAAUAUCAGCGGUUUUCAAUAAAGACCAAAAAUCUUACAGGCUUGACCAA